GCAUCUCGUCAAUAAUGGGUGACGGCUGGGGGCUGUGGCUCCAUGCUUAUAUAAGCAAGGCCGUUCAAUUCUUUUCCACAAAUUCCCCGGCGAUUGUGAUUCAGAAUCUAAGCAAAGCCCUUUUCUCUUUUCUCUUUUUUCGGUCCAAGAGAAUUUAAGCUAUUCGUUCUUUUGUUCAUAUCAAAAUGAGAAUCCAACGCGUCGAAGCCUACCACAAUGGAGCGACCAAAUCUUCAAUGCUCAAUUGCAUCGACCUCUCUGAUCCUGACAUCGACAAAUCUGUUAAUUUGCUCAAACAGGCAUGCUUGGAUUCUGGGUUUUUCUACGUUGUGAACCACGGAAUAAGCCAGGAUUUCAUGGACGAGGUUUUUGCCCAGAGCAAGAAAUUUUUCGGUCUUCCGCUGAAGGAGAAAACUAAGCUUCUUAGGAAUGAAAAACAUCGGGGAUAUACUCCUGUUCUUGAUGAACUACUUGAUCCUGAGAACCAAGUACAUGGAGAUUACAAAGAAGGAUAUUAUAUUGGAGUUGAAGUAUCCAAGGAUGACCCAGAAUCGCAGAAACCAUUUUAUGGGCCAAACCAAUGGCCUGCAUCUGAUAUUCUACCUGGAUGGAGAGGAACAAUGGAAAAAUAUCAUCAAGAGGCAUUAGAAGUGGGUAGAGCCGUCGGAAGAAUAAUAGCCCUUGCCCUUGGUUUGAGUGCUGAUUUCUUUGAUAAGCCAGAAAUGCUAGGAGAGCCAAUAGCGACUUUACGCCUGCUACACUAUGAAGGUCAAACCUCAAAUCCCUCCCAAGGAUUAUAUGGAGCUGGAGCUCAUACUGACUAUGGUCUGAUUACUCUGUUGGCGACUGAUGAUGUACCAGGUCUUCAAAUAUGCAAAGAUAGGGAUGCUAAACCUAUGAUAUGGGAGGAUGUGGCGCCCUUAAAGGGGGCAUUUAUAGUGAAUCUUGGAGACAUGCUGGAGCGUUGGAGCAACUGUAUUUUCAAGUCCACAUUGCACAGAGUUCUAGGAAAUGGUCAAGAAAGAUACUCUAUGGCUUACUUUUUGGAGCCGAGUCAUGAUUGUCUAGUAGAGUGCUUGCCAACUUGCAAAUCAGAAAGUAACCCUUCCAAGUUCCCUCCCAUUUUAUGCAAGGAUUACGUUAGCCAGCGGUACAAGGACACUCAUGCUGAUUUAAGCAUAUAUAAGAAACAGUAAGCUUAAAUGCUAGCAUCUUUGGCCUUUAUGGUGAGCUGAAAAAAGUGUUACGUUGAGUUUCAAGAGUUCAAAUGCUGGUACUAAUAAGGAGAAGCUGAAGAAACAGUAAGCUUGUGUUGUCAUUUGAGCUCUGCAGGCUGGAGUUUUGUCUUAGGAAAAGUGGCUGAUAACUGAUUUUCUCCCAACAAGUACUUUGUACUAGGAGCAUUAGCAUUAUAAGCUAAGACUUAGUUCAGUAGCUACAGCACAAGGAGUAGAUUAGGCUGAUAAUAUCAAAGAUCAUAUCACUCGUUAUAGGAUAUGAACAUUCACUGUUCAAUUCUAUUGACAUUUCACCCUACACUAAAUUACUUGACAAUACCAUCUCCUCACUCCCCACUUCUCAUUCA
Messenger RNA from Prosopis cineraria, 1585 nucleotides. Its product is annotated as 2-oxoglutarate-Fe(II) type oxidoreductase hxnY-like. The coding region runs from base 186 to 1196 and encodes 336 amino acids. The record is from RefSeq and is a predicted model, not a curated record. Lineage: Eukaryota; Viridiplantae; Streptophyta; Magnoliopsida; Fabales; Fabaceae. The transcript is spliced from 11 exons.